UGUGAGGUGAAAUUAAUGUUCAUUAUAUGUUUUGAGAUCCUUGGAUGAAGGUAAUGCAUAAAUGCAAAAGUAUUACAGAUAUUCAGCAUCCACUAAGAUUUCCCUCUUUCACCUCUGGAUUCUCGCUCAUGUUUAAGAACAGAUCAAUAAAGUAUUAUUGUGACUAUUUUUCCCAUUUGGGGAAGUUGAGAUGAUGGGAAGGGAAGUGCCUAAGGUCACCCAGGACACCUUAGAACAGAACUCAAAUCUACUUCCUCCCAGUCCAAUGCUUAACCACCAGACUGUCCUUUGUAUAAAUAAGUAAAUAACAACACUCUGUAUAGCUGUGUGUACCCACAAUGAAGUGCAUUGUUUAUCCUGAGCCAGACCCUGGAGUCCACACUCUGUUUUGAGUCAGGCGACACUCGCAUUGUCAGCUGAGGAGGAACUUCAGAACCUGGCUUAUUGUUAUUAAAACAAACCCACCAAAAACAACAACCCGGGUUUUAAAUUAGCCAAAUAAAGUCUAUAGUUUAUUUUCAGCAACUAGUGAACCCAGCGGUCUCCGAGCAAGUGUGCUGCUUGCCUUCAUCGGUGUGUCCAUGGGUGUGUGCGCGCCCGAAGUGUGUGCCUGGGUGUGUAUGUUUUCAAAAAAUACAAUCCCAUCUUUUCCUCUGCACAGAUUAGCUUCUUUCCCGCCAUCAGCAACUGGCCCCCGCAUUCACCAUUGUAUGUGAACUGAAUAUUGUGUGUGACCGGAAAGCUAUUGAUCUGCAGCAUCAGUCAGCAGCCUUUUCUCACUGAGAGCCAGCUCUUUCCCAGUUUCUAACAUGUAAUUUGGAUCCCAAUCUUUCACGUACCACACACUCCCCACCUGCUCAUCUGGGAGAAGGUCAUUAUCCCCCAGCUAUUCACUGGCAAUGGAGCAUGCAAGAAUAGAUGCUUCGUCUAUUGUCCUGCUUAUCUCUGAUUGGCUCUGGAGUGUGGGAAACUCAACCAAGUCAGAGACCCACAGAUUCUCAACGAGGUUGUGCAGUAUAAAUAUAGGGCAGAGUCAGCUUCCAGCAGCACACUUCCACAGGACUUCAGCACGACUGAGAGCUGCCUCCUCGGCUCAGGACAGAUGGCCCCCAGCACUGUUUUCAUGGAGCACAACAACCUGCUGACACCAAAAGAGAAAAACAAACUGAGGAAGCCGGUGGUGGAGAAAAUGCGCCGGGACCGGAUUAACAGCAGCAUCGAGCAGCUGAAACUCCUGCUGGAGAAGGAGUUCCAGAGACACCAGCCCAACUCCAAGCUGGAGAAAGCCGACAUCCUGGAGAUGACUGUCAGCUACCUGAAACAGCAGAGCCAGCUGCAGAUAAAGACUGCAGGAACCAUCCAUAAAAACUCUCAGUUCGACUUCAAGGAAGGCUACUCCAGGUGCCUGCAGGAGGCUUUCCAUUUCCUGUCUCUCCAUAAAGUCCAAACAGAAACGCAGAGCAAGCUCUUGAGUCACUUCCAGAAGAGCCAGUCGGCUGCGCCAGAGGUCAUCUGCUCCCCUUCCAGCCAGAACACCCCAAAGCAAGCAUCCCUGAAGAACGUUAAUGCUCUCUGGAGACCCUGGUAGACUGCGGGGAUGUGGGGAGGCAGGAAACGCUUGCUCUAUGGACCUUUGUCUUUUAUAUUCCAGAGGAUGGGAGUGACUGCAUCUGAUAGUCACAUCCUGAUCCUCUCUAUGUAGGGAAUAUUAUUUCCCGUUUUAUUUAUGUGUGGAAAGAAUGGGAUACUUUUGAUUCUUCAGUUUCAUGUGGGAUCCUCUGGAAAAGGUUCAGGUAUUCUGUUGAGUGGUAUUUAAGCUGUGCAGACACUGGUGAUAGCAAUGUACACCAGGGCACCCAGUCUAGGGGUGCGUGUCUUCAUAAUGAAGGAGGUUUUUGUAGGUGGCUAAAUGUUAUCAGUGUUACAGUUGUGUUAAGAUUGUAACAGAUAGCGGUCUCUGUAGGAGAGAAUUCUCUAAUUUUGCUUGUAAAAGCUGUCAGCUUUGCUCCCACUUUCCUAGCAACCUUUGCUCACUCUUAAUUUAGGACGAAUGUAGUACCUCACUGUUGGUGGACGGUUUUACAAGUUCUCUUGCCCUCUGUUUGCUUGCAGCGCUUGCAUAGCAGCAAAGAUAGAUUCCUAGCUUCUGUUCACACUUUAGGGCUAGCAAGAGGUCACUAGAUAAAACUAUGUGGAAUAUUUCUACCAUUUUGCUGCUUUUUCUGUUUAGGAAAAUAAUAUUUUAAUGCUUUAUAUUAAAGAAAAAAGAAAGUAGAUGCAAGGUUUGGUGGUUCAAUGUUAUACAUUUUGGCUGUCAGACUAGCUCUUUCCAGCAUGUUCAUUAUGAUAAUGAUUGUUCUCUGUACUGAGCGGUUUCAUUCAUUGUGGAUGGUGAGUUUCUCCCCUGCCUGGGAAUGGCCCUGUGGGCUCUGUGCAUACUAUGUAUGCAUCUGUAUCACGUUUGU
This is a messenger RNA of Terrapene triunguis (Three-toed box turtle), 2465 nucleotides long. Its product is annotated as transcription factor HES-5-like. The coding region runs from base 1103 to 1588 and encodes 161 amino acids. The transcript has 3 exons. NCBI's taxonomy places the organism in Eukaryota, Metazoa, Chordata, Testudines, Emydidae. The record is from RefSeq and is a predicted model, not a curated record. Gene Ontology annotation, molecular function: RNA polymerase II cis-regulatory region sequence-specific DNA binding; DNA-binding transcription factor activity, RNA polymerase II-specific; protein dimerization activity. Gene Ontology annotation, cellular component: nucleus. Gene Ontology annotation, biological process: anterior/posterior pattern specification; regulation of neurogenesis; regulation of transcription by RNA polymerase II.